UGGGUGAAGGAUGUAGUGUGACCUAGGGCAGGGAACUGGGGUGCAGGAUUUUGGGAUGUGACCUAAGGUAAGAGGGGAUUAUGAUCUCGGACAGGAGAUUGGGGUGCCAGAUAUGUGAGGGGGUAUAGGUGCAUGUGGAAUAGCAGGGCAGGAGUGUGGGACAGAGGGUUGGGGAAUGGAGGGGCUGAGGUGCCAGAGGCAGGUCUCACCUGGAAACUUACCAACCUACUUGCAGAGUUUAAAAUGUUUCUGCAUGCUCAGCCAUGUACUUGAGUGAGUGUGCUUUGUGGCUGCCUGUUGUUCAAACAGGCAGUUCCCAUUGGCCAGUGUCCGUCCAGAAAUCGGCCAAUAGGAUUGUGCUGGGGGCGGGAGCAGUGUCUGAAUCUUCCCCCCUCUCCUGGAAUCAUAAAGAGAAAGUGCCCCGCAGUUGUGUUUCUGAGCUGUGUGCGGGGCUGUGGGGAAGCAGGGGAGCCUGUCUGGGGCUCCCCAUUGCCUCCUCGGGCUAGAUCCAGUGGCCUGGCGGGCUGAAUCUGGCUAACGGGCCCGUAUUUUGCUGAGGCCUGGUCUAAAUCCUAUUUCUUUUAUAUUUUUAAAGCUUCUUCAAAUGUCAGCCCUCAGUACACAUCUUUACUUGUAAUGCCCUACAAGCAGUUUACUACAAUUUCAAUUUCUUAAGGGAUAGCUACAGAAGAAAAAGCACAGGCAUGCAAAUUCAGUUUCACAAAUAACAUUACACAUAGGACAACAGCUUGCAGUAUAUCAAAAUACAAAAGCUUCAGAGGGAUAGCUGAGUUAGUCUGUAACUGGAAAAACUUAAAAAACGAUGAAUGGUCUAGCAGUGCCUUAAAGACUAACAAAAACAUGUGGAUGAUAUCAUGCACUUUCAUGGGUACAACCCACUUCUUCAGACAAAUGUGGAAACAAAAUACAAAGUUGUUUCUGAAACUAAAAAUCUUUCAACUAGCAGCCACAAGAGGUGGCUGUUUUCCUACUUCUUUUGGCUUAACGAGUAGGUGGUGACAAACUAACUGAAAAGAAACUGAAAAUAAAAGAGUUCUGCUUUCUGUACAAUUAAAGAAAGAGACAAGACGGUAACGUACUGUAGCACGUGUUUGCUUGUUUUUAUUUAUUUUCUGUAUUUUAUCUCUUCUGUUUUUUCAAAAAAGCCAACCACUGCAUUUUAUGGUAUCCUAAGCCUGUGUUACUGGGUUAAGAAAGGUUAAAACAUUAAAUAUUGAGGGUGAAAUUCAUCCUGUGCAGAGGACUGGCAGAAGGCCUGUGCAAUGCUUAAAAAGACUAGGCCUUGGUUCAGCAAGGCACAACAGAUUAAGGAUAACUUUAAACAUGAGCAUCUAGAGAAUGCAGAGCCUUGGACCUCUGAACUGGGGUCAGUGUGGGGGAGGAAUUCAAGACAAAGACCUUAGAGCCAUCUAACAGUGCUUGGGGUGUAUACAGUUCUUUAUUCCCUGAUAUAGACAAGUUGAGAUUUUCCAUCACCAUUAAAUCUAGAGAAUUACUGUAGUUUUGUUUGUUCCUGAUGCUAACUUGUAACUAUAUCUUAAAUGAAUUAAUUUAAAAUGUGAGUUGGAGCUGUGAAAAACAUGCAAAACGGAGAGAUAUUUAUUCCCUCAGCUUCACAUCAAAAUUGUUGCAAGCAAAAGUACAGACUGUAAUUCCAAGAGUUUUAUCAUUUUGGGAAAUAAAGCAGCCAGAUACUUAGGUUUAAAAAUUGGGCCCUGAUGAUUUGUAAGAAACAGCAUUUAACUGAAUUUGUGCGCCACUGACUCUCAUUAAAUAUCUGCAAGAGGUUGGCAUUUUGUCCUCUUGACAUUUUAAGUACAAUUUGUGCUUCUAAGAGUAAUUUUGCAAUUUUGAGCCUUUGGGUUUAUCUAAUCUAUGUAUCUGGUAUUUUUAAUUAUAUAAAUAUCAGAGCUGUUAGUUGGAGGCAUGUUGCAGAGCUCUUAACAUUUCUUUUGAAGGUGACUGAUAUUCAUUCAGGCCCUCUUCUCCCCGUUCUCCCCCCCCCACCAAAAAAAAAAAACCAAGUCUGCACUCAAGCUAGGACAUCACAGCAUCAUUUGCAGGGUUCCUAAUCUCUGACAUUUGGCUCUCUGGUGCUGCUGAAAUACACAGUUUCUGUGGCUCUGUCCUCUCCUCUUAUGCUGAAUUUGGGUUCCUUUGAAGGGUGCUACUUUGUUUUUCAAAGCUGCUUACUACCACUUCAUUUUCAUGGCUGAUAAGGGGGCGCUAAAUCUUUUCUGCAUGCAAGUUCACAAUUGGAGGAAUCUAAUAUUUCUUAUUUUAAUCUUGCACUGUUUAAAUGCAGAUAAGGCAGUGCUAAAUACAGAAGCAAAAACAAAGCGGGGAAGACUCAACGGACUUUUAAAGAAUUAUUGGGUUUUUCCACUAUCUGGGUAAAGCAAUCAAGAAAUUCUCCACUAAAGAGAAGACGCGUGGGUUUUUUUUUUUUUUUUGGUGUUUUUUUUUCUUUUUUGAUUGCUAGAAUAAAAUGUUGAAGUAGCUAAAAUACCAAAUUCUAUAAACAAUUGCAACAUUUCAGUGACAAUGCUAUUGUUAUUAUAUACUUUGAACUUUGUUGGAAUUAAUUAUGCUCUCAGUGGAGAAAGAAGCAAUGAAAACACAUCUUUCUCUAUAGCAACAAAUGGACAGUUAUUUCCAUGGAAUAAUUUAAGGCUCCCUAGUUGGAUUCUUCCAGUCCAUUAUGACCUUCUAAUUCACCCAAAUCUGACUUCAUUAACAUUCAUGGGAUCUGUGAAGAUUGAAGUCACUGUGGUACAUGAAACUAGUGCCAUAGUCUUACAUAGCAAACAUAUGGAAAUCACCAGUGCAGCUAUUGAGGAGGAAACUGGAAAAACCCAAGCAGAUUUAAAACAGUUACAAGUUUUGGAAUACCCAUUCCAUGAGCAAAUUGCCUUUUUAUCUACUGAACCACUGCUGGUGGACAAGAAGUAUUUCCUUUCUAUAAACUAUAUUGCCAAUCUUUCAGAUGGUUUCUAUGGCUUUUAUAAAAGUACUUACAAAACUAAGGAUGGUCAAACAAGAUUGUUAGCUUCUACUCAUUUUGAACCUACUUCAGCCCGCAUGGCAUUUCCAUGUUUUGAUGAGCCAUCCUUUAAGGCAAAUUAUACAAUAAAGAUUCGGAGGGAUGGGCAACAUAUUGCACUAUCUAAUAUGCCAAAGGUAAAAACUCUACAUCUAGACACAAAUCUGUUUGAAGAUCACUUUGCAGAAAGUGUAAAAAUGAGCACGUACUUGGUUGCAUUUAUAGUUAGUGAUUUCCAGUCAGUCAGUGGUACAACUUCGUCUGGAAUUAAGGUAUCAGUAUAUGCUACUCCAGAGAAAUUGAAUCAAGCUCACUAUGCACUGGAAGCUGCCAUAAAGAUAUUGGAAUUCUAUGAGCAAUAUUUUGAUAUCUAUUACCCUCUUCCUAAACAAGAUCUUGUUGCUGUCCCUGACUUUCAGUCAGGAGCCAUGGAGAACUGGGGCCUGACCACCUACAGAGAGACAUCUUUGCUUUAUGAUCCUGAGACUUCUUCGGCUUCUGACAAACUUUGGGUUACCAUGGUGAUAGGACAUGAACUUGCUCAUCAGUGGUUUGGUAACCUGGUUACCAUGGAAUGGUGGAAUGACAUCUGGCUGAAUGAAGGGUUUGCUAGAUACAUGGAAUUUAUAUCUGUUGAUGCCACAUAUCCUGAGUUGCAGGUGAAUGAUUAUUUGUUAGGUACCUGCUUUGCAGCAAUGGGAAGAGACUCUAUGAACUCAUCCCGCCCCAUAUCUUCAAAAGCAGAAAACCCAACACAGAUAAAGGAAAUGUUUGAUACUGUGUCAUAUGACAAGGGGGCUUGCAUUUUGCACAUGCUGCGGAACUUUCUGACUGAAGAGGUGUUCCAGAAUGGAAUAAUUCAUUACUUAAAGAAACACAGCUAUAGGAAUGCAAAGAAUAACGAUCUGUGGAACAGUUUAGCUAAUACAUGUUCAGAAGAGGACUUUACAUCUGGUAAAUUUUGUUUCAGCAAAGGUCAGGUGGCUAAGAAUGCAUAUAGAUAUUAUGUUGAUGAACACUUUGAUAUCGCGGAGAUAAUGAACACCUGGACACUCCAGAAAGGAAUUCCAUUGAUUAUUGUUGAACAAAAUAAAAAAAGAAUCAAAAUAAGACAAGAACGUUUCUUGAAAGGCAUUUUCCCACAUGAGCCUCAGUGGUCUUCAAUGCAGAUUGGCUUCCUCUGGCAUGUUCCCUUGACCUACAUCACAAGCCACUCCAAAAGUAUUGGAAAGCAUUUAUUGAAGAACCACUCAGAUACUGUAGAACUGGAGGAAGAUAUCAGUUGGAUAAAAUUCAAUGUGGACAUGAAUGGCUAUUAUAUAGUGCAUUAUGAGGGAAAUGGAUGGGACACCAUCAUUAAACUCUUGAAUGAGAACUACACCCUCUUCAGCUACAAGGACAGAGCCAAUUUGAUCCACAAUGCAUUUCAGCUAGUCAGUGCAGGAAGGCUAUCUCUGGAUAGAGCUCUUGAUCUGACACGGUAUCUUCAACAUGAGUCCAGUAACAUAGUACUUCUGCAAGGCGUGGGUUACCUACAAGUGAUCUAUCACAUGAUGGAGAGAAGAAAUAUUUCUGAUGUCACAGAAAACCUCAAGCAUUACAUCCUGCAGCAUUUUAAGCUGGUGAUUGACAGUCAGACUUGGAGUGAUGAGGGCUCUGUUUCUGAUAGAAUGCUUCGUUCUCAUCUCCUUGAGCUUGCAUGUGACCUGGAGUAUCUUCCCUGUGUUCAAAAGGCAAAUGAGAUUUUCAGAAAGUGGAUGAUAUCUGGAGGAAAUUUAACUAAUGUUCCUUCUGAUGUCAUGGAGACUGUAUAUUCUGUUGGAUCUAAAACAGCUGAUGGCUGGAAUUUCCUUUUGGAGAGGUAUAAAGUGUCCAUGUCAGGUGCUGAACAGAGUAAGAUCUGUUCAGCUUUGGCAAGCUGCAAAGAUGAUGCAAAACUAACAAGGUUGCUGGAGCUUGCAAUGGAGGGACAUACAAUCAAGACUCAAGACCUGCCAUCAGUUAUCUAUAGUGUCAGCACAAAUCCAGCUGGACAACAACUUGCAUGGAGAUUUGUAAAGAAAAAUUGGAGCAAAAUGCUAGAAAAAUUUCCUCUGGGGUCCUUCUCAAUGAGAUCAAUUAUAGUUGGAGCAACAGCACAGUUUUCUUCAAAGCAAGAGCUGGAAGAGGUCAAGUUGUUUUUUGAAUCUGUGAAGGAGGAAGUGUCACAGCUCAGAGCACCCCAUACUGCAGUGGAGAAUAUUGAGAAGAAUAUUAAAUGGCUGGAGAGAAAUUUAGUUACAUUAAGGAAAUGGAUAUUAGAGAAUCUUUAGUAAAGCUGCUUGAGAUCAGAUGAAAGAGUGCGCUACUCCAUGCUUUAAAAUAACACAUUUAUACUCAAACUAGAUUUUUUCCCUCAAAACAUGAGCAUAAUUGCUGUAGAACUUUACUGAACAUCAGUCUUAUUGAAUUAUGCAGUUCAUUUAAUGAAAAUGUUCCUGACAUCUGAUCAUUUAUUUUUAUGAAAUGUGGGUUGCUAUGUUUACAUUGGUUUUGUGUUUGUCUUCAUAUGUGAUUCUGUUUGGAUAUUUAGGUGUUUAUGCCAAUUGAAGGAAUUGCUAUAGACUUGGAAGAGCAUGUGUGUGCAUGCACAAGUAUGUGCAUUUUUAAUUUUACAAGCGUGUAAAAUUAACUUUUGACAUCCCAGGUUCUAUCACACACGUAAUUUAUGCCUUCUGUUACUUUUCGUAACAGCUGUAAAGAACCUAGCCCUGCCACUGUGUGCAUAACUUAUUGUGAGUUAUAUUUUUUUCUGUUCUCUAAAAAAGCUUUCUUGGCAAUAAAAGAAAUGUAUACGAGAAAAUGCUGUGUAAGGUUCAUGAUGGAUGAGAACAACUUAGUUUUUUUAAAUCCUUACAAUAAGCAUAUUUCUACUCUUUUUAGACUCCUCUAACAUAGAAAUUGCCUGUCUCUUAAGUAAAUCACAAAUCAAAGACUUUUUUAGGAGACCAAAAUAUUUCACAGGUAUGGGAGAAACGUUCAGCUAUGAAACAAACAAAAUACUGUUGUGUGUUUAAAUAAUAUUGGAGACUGUGCUAUGGAACAAAUUGCUUUAUUAAAAAUCAAACCUUAAGAAUGACAUCCUUUGGGAAGCAAAUUUAGGAUCCUUUUUAAAGGCUUUUAGUUGGCAUUCUCUCUUUCAAGGCCCAAGAUUUAAUGAGUGACUCCAAACCAUACUGCUGUGCCAGGCCCACUGGAUAACAGAGAUUGUCACCCAGAUCUUCAAAGUUAUUUGGAUGCCUAUCUAUCGUUGAAAUCCAUAGUUAGGUGCCUAAAUACUUCUGGGGUUCUGGGCUUAUGUCCUGAACUGUCAUGUGCAUUCAUGGGGGAAAUUAGGAGAAGUUGUAGGUUGUGAGGAUGGGGAAUCUGCAAUUGUCUAUGAUACAGGGGACCAUGUCUUAACUUAAAACAUACGGAGAAUCAUCACUCCCGAACACUGUGUCCGCACAUCUUAUAGUUCCUACUUCUAGUGUGGCACUGGACUAUGAGCAGUAAACAGCGCUAUAGCAGUACAACUUUCAAACUUGCCCUGACUGAGCUGCGGAACUGCCAUGAGCUGGUGACUCCUGUGACUCUAAUAGAGAAGCAUUGUCUGAAUGAGUCCUCUUCUCAGAUCUGUUUUACUGGGUUUCCCUGAGGGAAGGUUGGCAUCUUUCUUUUUGUACAAAGUCAAACACAUUGUUCAUAAUUAAAA
Molecule: messenger RNA, 6797 nt
Organism: Pelodiscus sinensis (Chinese soft-shelled turtle)
Lineage: Eukaryota; Metazoa; Chordata; Testudines; Trionychidae
Source: RefSeq, a predicted model, not a curated record